CCAACCCCACCAAAGAGAAGGCCAGCCCGUCAAAUUGCCAAACCAUUUCUCUCUCUCUCUCUCGUCAAACCCAUUAACCAUAGCCGAUAACCCAACGAGAUUACCUGUGAAAGUCUCCGUCUUUUCCAUCGUUGUCCUUGUGGUAGGAAUCAAAUUCGUCAUCUUCUCUAUCAAUAGAGAGAGAAAGAGAUCUCCUUUCGAUAUGGGUUUUUGCUUUAAAACCACUUGAGACUAAGAACAACAACAAGAAGAAUCUGAAGAUGGGUGAAGAAACAAGUGAUGAAUCAAGAACCAGCAUCGACAAAGCAAUCGAAGCGAUAUCUUCACUGAUCUCUCUCUCUCACUCAAUCAAAUCCUUCACCGUCAAAUGGCAACUCAUCAGAACCAAGCUCGACGAGCUCUACUCCGGCCUCGCCGCCCUCUCCAAUCUCGACGACUCCGGACACGACCCGUCUCUCUCCUCCCUAAUCUCCGCCGUCCUAAUCUCUCUAACCGACUGCUACGACCUCGCCACGCGCUGCGUGAACGUCGCGUACAGCGGGAAGCUCCUGAUGCAGAGCGAUUUGGACGUGAUGGCCGCGAGCUUCGACCGCCACGCGAGGAACCUCUCCCGGAUCUACUCCGCCGGGAUCCUGAGCCGCGGCUUCGCGAUCGUCGUGUCGAAGCCCGGCGGCGGCGCGUGCAUGGAGGACGUCAGGUUCUACGUUAGGGAUUUGAUGACGAGGAUGAAGGUCGGAGAUCUGGAGAUGAAGAGGCAGGCUUUGGUGAAGCUUAACGAAGCCAUGGAGGAGGACGAUAGAUACGUCAAGAUUGUGAUUGAAGGCAACGAUUUGGUUAAUCUCCUUGUCGGGUUUCUUGAUUCUGAGAUUGGGGUUCAGGAGGAAUCUGUUAAAGCUUUGUUUUUUAUUUCUGGGUUUGGUUCUUACAAGUCUGUUUUGGUUCGGUCGGGUGUGAUUCGCCCUUUGGUUAGGGUUCUUGAGAACGGGAGCUCUGUUGGUAGAGAAGCGUCUGCAAUGUGUUUGAUGAAAUUAACGGAGAACUCGGAGAACGCUUGGUCUGUCUCUGCUCAAGGAGGCGUCUCUGCACUGCUAAAGAUCUGUUCUUGCGGCGAGUUUAGCGGCGAGUUGAUCGCUAGCUCGUGUGGAGUGUUGAGGAAUCUCGUCGGUGUUGAAGAGAUCAAGAGGUAUAUGAUCGAAGAAGACGAUACGAUGACCACUUUCAUUAAGCUUAUUGGCUCAAAGGAAGAGAUUGUUCAGGUAAAUUCUAUUGAUCUUUUGCUAAGUAUGUGUUCUAAAGAUGAGCAGACACGUGAAGUCUUUGUUAGACAAGGAGGAAUCCAGGAGCUAGUGAGUGUGUUAUCAGAUCCCAAUCCGUUGUCCUCUUCUAAAUCUAAGGAGAUGGCGUUAAGGGCAAUUGAUAACUUAUGUUUCGGGUCACCCGGUUGUUUGAAUGCAUUGAUGAGUUGCAAGUUCUUGGAUCAUUUGCUGUAUCUUCUAAGCAAUGGGGAGAUCUCUGUUCAAGAAUCAGCCUUGAAGGUUACGUCAAGGCUCUGUAGCUUACCAGAAGAGGUUAAGAGGAUAAUGGGAGACGCUGGCUUUAUGCCCGAGUUAGUUAAGUUUCUUGACGCUAAAUCAUUUGAUGUAAGAGAGAUGGCGAGCGUGGCGUUAUACUGUUUGAUCUCGGUUCCAAAGAACAGGAAGAAGUUUGCGCAAGACGACUUUAACAUUGGAUACAUUCUCAAACUGCUAGACCAUGAAGAUGGGAGCAAUGCGAGCAGCGAUUCGGGUAGCACAAAGUUCUUGAUAUCUAUAUUGAUGUCUUUAACGAGCUGCAAUAGCGCGAGGAGAAAGAUUGCGAGUUCAGGGUACUUGAAAAGCAUAGAGAAGCUAGCAGAAACUGAAGGUUCGGAUGCUAAGAAGCUUGUGAAGAAGCUAUCUAUGAACAGAUUCCGCAGCAUGCUAAGUGGUAUAUUUUUAUAGUUUUGUGAAUUUUUUUUCUUUCUUGAGUGUAUAUUUUUACAAAGGUGUUUUUGUUAGUUCUCUUCCCACUAAUCCCAGUCCCAUGUGACCUCCAAAUUCAACUACAAGAAUAUUAAUAUAGCUUUAGAAUAUUUCUUUUUCUUCCUUUA
Brassica oleracea var. oleracea is the source of this 2128-nucleotide messenger RNA. Its product is annotated as vacuolar protein 8. NCBI's taxonomy places the organism in Eukaryota, Viridiplantae, Streptophyta, Magnoliopsida, Brassicales, Brassicaceae. The record is from RefSeq and is a predicted model, not a curated record. The transcript has a single exon. Gene Ontology annotation, molecular function: protein binding. Bases 261 to 1979 code for a protein of 572 amino acids.